Messenger RNA from Sorghum bicolor (sorghum), 878 nucleotides. RefSeq lists its product as uncharacterized. The record is from RefSeq and is a predicted model, not a curated record. Lineage: Eukaryota; Viridiplantae; Streptophyta; Magnoliopsida; Poales; Poaceae. Bases 225 to 557 code for a protein of 110 amino acids. The transcript has a single exon.
CGUUGCCAUAAAACCCGUCACCAUGCUAUGGCGCCACAGCCCGCAGGCAUAAGUGCGUUUGGAGGUUUCCACCGUCCAGCCGGCCGGAGGCGACCGGCGGCCCCAUAUUAUCACUCUCUCCCAAGUCGGCAAGUCGCAACGCCACAGCCCGAGCCUGACGAGGCGAAGACGCGGAGGAAGGGAAGCGAUCGAGCAGAGUGAGACAGCAGCCAGACCAGAAGGGGAUGCCGGGCGCGCCAUGCAACGUCGAGCCGGCGGCGGGCCGCCGGUUGCGCUGGCGCGGGCUCAGCCGCCGGAGGCUCCCUGUCGCCCGGCUCGGCGGCGACAGGGCCGGGCGCGGCGGGGGGCGGGGAGUCCUGCGUAGGCUCCGGAUGCGCUGGCUUACGGCGCGGUGGCUGCGGCGCGCGGCCCGCAGGCUGGCGGCGAUCUACCUAGCGGCGCUCGCGGGCCCGCCGACCGGCGCGUCGUCGUCGUCGUCGUCGACCUGCCCGCCGUGGAUCGGCGUGGAGCCAUGCUUCGCCACGCCGUUCGUGAUCAGCACCAGGCCGUGCUGGUGAGGCGCCGCGCGCCGCGUGGAUGGUUUUCAGGCCGCGCCGGCCUGCAGCAGGUGAGAGGUGACCAUCCAUCCACGGCAAGGUAACCGUGUUCUACAGAGGAGACACCAGCAGACAUGAAGCUUUGGUGGUGCAGCAGCAACAACAACAAAAACCCAGCCAUGAAGCUGCCCAUGACUACAGAAACAGAAUCCAGAUGCAUGCAUGCAUAGAUCGAAUUGGACUAUCAUUUUCUUCUUGUUCUUCUUCCCGUCUCCUGUUCCUGUUCUUGUUCUUGUUUUAUUGUUAAUUAAGCAAACAAGUAGUAGUAAUCUCGAUCUAUAA